CACAGUCUGCAGCGGGAACGUUCGCUGCUAAGGGAGAGUGAGAACCCUGAGCGCGCCAACUGCUGCUGCACGGUCCUCAGCAGCGAUGGCUCUUAAGGACUACGCGCUGGAGAAAGAAAAAGUGAAGAAAUUCCUACAAGAGUUUUACCAGGAUGACGAGUUUGGCAAGAAGCAAUUCAAGUAUGGGAACCAGUUGGUUCGACUGGCUCAUCGGGAACAAGUGGCAAUGUACAUAGACCUAGAUGAUGUAGCCGAGGAGGAUCCUGAGCUGGUGGAUUCAAUUUGUGAGAACACCAAGCGCUAUGUGAGGCUCUUUGCUGAUUCUGUUCAAGAGCUGCUGCCUCAAUACAAGGAGAGGGAGGUGGUAAAUAAAGAUGUCCUGGAUGUUUACAUUGAGCACCGACUGAUGAUGGAGCAGCGGAGCCGGGACCCUGGGGCAGCCCGAAGCCCCCAGAACCAGUACCCUCCUGAACUCAUGCGUAGAUUUGAACUGUACUUUCAAGGCCCAAGUAGUAAUACGGUAACUGUACGUGGAAUUGUCACUCGUGUCUCUGAAGUUAAACCCAGAAUGGUGGUGGCCACUUACACUUGUGACCAGUGUGGGGCAGAGACCUACCAGCCGAUCCAGUCUCCCACUUUCAUGCCUCUGAUUAUGUGCCCGAGCCAAGAGUGCCAGACCAAUCGUUCAGGAGGGCGACUAUAUUUGCAGACACGUGGCUCCAAAUUCAUAAAAUUCCAGGAGAUGAAGAUGCAAGAACAUAGUGACCAAGUGCCCGUGGGAAAUAUUCCUCGUAGCAUCACAGUGUUGGUAGAAGGAGAGAACACACGGAUUGCCCAGCCUGGGGACCACAUCAGUGUCACUGGUAUCUUCUUGCCAAUCUUGCGCUCUGGGUUCCGGCAGGUGGUACAGGGUUUACUCUCAGAAACUUACUUGGAAGCCCAUCGGAUUGUGAAGAUGAGUAAGAGUGAGGAUGAUGAGUCUGGGUCUGGAGAACUGAGCAAGGAGGAGCUGAGGCAAAUUGCAGAGGAGGAUUUCUACGAAAAGCUGGCAGCCUCCAUUGCUCCAGAAAUAUAUGGGCAUGAAGAUGUAAAGAAGGCGCUGCUGCUCCUUCUGGUGGGAGGUGUGGACCAGUCUCCUCGGGGCAUGAAAAUCAGGGGCAACAUUAACAUCUGCCUGAUGGGGGACCCUGGUGUGGCCAAGUCUCAGCUCCUGUCUUACAUUGAUCGCCUGGCCCCCCGCAGCCAGUACACAACAGGUCGCGGCUCCUCUGGAGUGGGGCUUACAGCAGCUGUGCUGAGAGACUCUGUAACUGGAGAACUGACCUUAGAGGGUGGGGCCCUCGUACUGGCUGACCAGGGUGUGUGCUGCAUCGAUGAGUUUGACAAGAUGGCUGAGGCUGACCGCACAGCCAUCCAUGAGGUCAUGGAGCAACAGACUAUCUCCAUUGCCAAGGCAGGCAUUCUAACCACCCUCAAUGCCCGUUGCUCCAUCCUGGCUGCUGCCAACCCUGCCUAUGGGCGCUACAACCCUCGCCGCAGCCUGGAGCAGAACAUACAGCUUCCUGCCGCACUCCUCUCUCGAUUUGACCUUCUCUGGCUAAUCCAGGACCGCCCUGACCGAGACAAUGACCUACGGUUGGCCCAGCAUAUCACCUAUGUACACCAGCACAGUCGGCAGCCUCCCGCCCAGUUUGAACCUUUGGACAUGAAGCUUAUGAGACGAUACAUAGCUAUGUGCCGGGAGAAACAGCCCACGGUGCCAGAGUCUCUGGCCGACUAUAUCACAGCAGCAUAUGUGGAGAUGAGGCGAGAGGCUUGGGCUAGUAAGGACGCCACCUAUACUUCUGCCAGGACUCUGCUGGCUAUUCUGCGACUAUCCACUGCUCUGGCACGUCUGCGAAUGGUGGACACAGUAGAAAAGGAAGAUGUGAAUGAAGCCAUAAGGUUAAUGGAGAUGUCAAAGGACUCACUACUGAGUGACAAGGGACAAACAGCUAGGACCCAAAGACCAGCAGAUGUGAUAUUUGCCACUGUCCGGGAGUUGGUCUCAGAAGGCCGAAGUGUCCGGUUUUCUGAGGCGGAGCAGCGCUGCGUAUCUCGUGGUUUCACACCUGCCCAAUUCCAGGCAGCUCUAGAUGAGUAUGAGGAAUUAAAUGUCUGGCAGGUCAAUACUGCCCGGACUCGGAUCACUUUUGUCUGAUUCCAACCUACUUGUGACGCUGGGGUCUACUCUGCAGUGUGUGUGUGCGAACGUCCCUCCCCCUUCCUUUAAAGGCCUGAAUUGCCCUUGAGGGGAAAAGAGGAUCUCUUCUUUUUUCUGAGCUGCACUUGUUUUAUUCAUUUAGCUAAUAAAGUGUUUGUAGAUUGCUACCUUUUGUUAAAA
Molecule: messenger RNA, 2383 nt
Organism: Myotis davidii
Lineage: Eukaryota; Metazoa; Chordata; Mammalia; Chiroptera; Vespertilionidae
Gene: MCM7
Product: minichromosome maintenance complex component 7
Biological process (GO): double-strand break repair via break-induced replication; DNA strand elongation involved in DNA replication; DNA replication
Cellular component (GO): nucleus; MCM complex
Molecular function (GO): single-stranded DNA binding; ATP hydrolysis activity; single-stranded DNA helicase activity
Source: RefSeq, a predicted model, not a curated record